Messenger RNA from Strongylocentrotus purpuratus (purple sea urchin), 1365 nucleotides. RefSeq names its product protein eyes shut homolog. Gene Ontology annotation, molecular function: calcium ion binding. Lineage: Eukaryota; Metazoa; Echinodermata; Echinoidea; Camarodonta; Strongylocentrotidae. The coding region runs from base 1 to 1365 and encodes 454 amino acids. The transcript is spliced from 9 exons. The record is from RefSeq and is a predicted model, not a curated record.
AUGUUUUUUGACUGGCGAUCUAGCCAGCCUGGUGGAGGGUCAAGUCAGCAGUGUGUAGCUGUUAGUAUUACACAUACCGAAUGGGAGGAUAAAUCAUGUGACGACAAUUACGACACAGUCUGCCAGAUUUAUGUAGCUGACCUAGAUCACUGCACCUACAACCCUUGCCAAAACGGGGAGUGUGUGUCUAGUCAGGACACUUUUGCGUGUACGUGUAAUGACGGCUGGUCAGGAGAACUUUGUGAUAAAGAAUGGAAGUGCACGUCGACCAAAUGUUUCCAUCUUUUGACUGAGGAAAACACGUUCAGCGAUGCAGUCGCUUACUGCGACAGUCUUAAUCCUGUAACUCUAAACCAGACCAUCGUAACCGGGACGAGGAAUGCGUCCAUACUCUUUGUUGGUUCCGAUGCAGAUAUCAACGAGGUCGAGGAUCUAUUUGAUUUCUUCUCGUCAACUCGUCAUGUAUGGGUGAACUGCUUCGAUGAUGACUCGGAUACGAAUUUUGUCUGCACGGCUGAUGACGAAGGGACACUGACGGAUAUUAGAAACUGGGAAUCUACUCAACCAAACGGUGAUGGUAGUCAAGACUGUGUUGCCGUUGUAACAAAUCACAAUAAAUGGGAGGAUAAAAGAUGCACCGAUACGUAUAACACUGUUUGUCAGAUAUACAGAGUACCGAUUGCUGAUAUAGACGAGUGUGCUACUGACCCCUGUCAAAAUGGCGUAUGUACGGAUGGUUUGGGCGUUUUCACUUGCACAUGUGAUGAAGGAUGGGGAGGAGAUAUAUGUGAUACCAUAGUCGAAUGGAAGUGUACAGCGACCAAGUGUUUCCAUCUUUUGACUGAGGCAAGCACUUUCAGCAAUGCAGUCGCUUACUGCGACAGUCUUAAUCCUGUUACUCUAAACCAGACCAUCGUAACCGGGACGAGGAAUGCGUCCAUACUCUUUGUUGGUUCCGAUGCAGAAAUCACCGAGGUCGAGGAUCUAUUUGAUUUCUUCUCGUCAUCUCGUCAUGUUUGGGUGAACUGCUUCGAUGAAGACUCGGAUACGAAUUUUGUCUGCACGGCUGAUGACGAAGGGACACUGACGGAUAUUAGAAACUGGGAAUCUAGCCAACCAAACGGUGGGGGCAGUCAAGACUGCGUUGCCGUAGUAACAGAUCACAAUAAAUGGGAGGAUAAAAGUUGCACCGAAACGUACAACACUGUUUGUCAGAUAUACAGAGUACCGGUUGCUGAUAUAAACGAGUGUGCUACUAACCCCUGUCAAAAUGGCGUAUGUACCGAUGGUUUGGGCGUUUUCAUUUGCACAUGUGAUGAAGGAUGGGGAGGAGAUAUCUGUGAUACCAUAGUCGGUAAGUUUUAG